Melanaphis sacchari is the source of this 1691-nucleotide messenger RNA. RefSeq names its product nuclear pore glycoprotein p62 (gene Nup62). Gene Ontology annotation, biological process: protein import into nucleus; RNA export from nucleus. The transcript has 6 exons. The record is from RefSeq and is a predicted model, not a curated record. Lineage: Eukaryota; Metazoa; Arthropoda; Insecta; Hemiptera; Aphididae. Gene Ontology annotation, cellular component: nuclear pore central transport channel; nuclear pore. Gene Ontology annotation, molecular function: phospholipid binding; structural constituent of nuclear pore. The coding region runs from base 142 to 1620 and encodes 492 amino acids.
CUUGUGAAGUUGCGGCUUGGUUAGUUGUUACUCGUUAGUAUAAUAUACCAUUUAUUACUUGUCCAUUUAGUAUUUUUACAUUUACUGGCGUUUGAUGAAUGUUAGAAGAACAAAAAACUUAUAACUAAAAAAUAUUUAUCUAUGUCCAACAUGAGUUUCAAUUUCGGAACACCCAAAACCACUGCUCCUUCAAUGUUUUCAAUGACUUCUCCUACCAAUACAUCGUGGGGUUCAACUCAACCUUCAGCUGGUUUCUCCUUAGGAAAUAAUACCCAACCAGCCUCUACUGGUUUCUCAUUGGGUGGUACUACACAAGCAUCAACUGGAUUUUCAUUAGGUGGUACUACACAAGCAUCAACUGGUUUCUCAUUGGGUGCUACAAACCAACCAGCUACUGGUUUCUCACUAGGCACAACUCCAGCAUCUACUGGAUUCUCUUUAGGUACAACUCAAGCAUCUAAUGCUUUCUCGUUGGGCACAACUCAAACAUCAACUGGUUUUUCUUUGGGCGCGACUUCAACUGUUUCAACUGGUUUCUCAUUAGCUGGUACUACUCAAGCAUCUACUGGUUUCUCAUUAGCCACAACUCAAGCAUCCACUGCUUUACCAUUGACCACAACUUCGGCAUCUACUGGUUUCUCAUUGGGCACUACUCCAGCAACUACUGGUUUCUCAUUGGGCGCUACUCCAGCAUCUACUGGUGGUUUUUCUUUGGGUACAACUCCAGCAGUUUCUACCGGUUUCUCAUUAGCUGGUACUACUCAAGCAUCUACUGGUUUCUCAUUGGCCACAACUCAAGCAUCUACUGGUUUCUCGUUAGCUACAACUAAAGCAUCAACAGGUUUCUCUUUAGGUACAACUCCAGCAGUUUCUACUAGUUUUUCAUUAGGCACAGCAAGCACUACUGGAUUUUCAUUAAGUUCUUCUGCAACAACCACAGCCCAAGCUAGUUCAAUACAAACUACUGCAGCAAUUACUACACAAGCUCCACCUGCUACAUCUCAAUCAGAUAGCCAAUCCAGUACAGUUCAACCGACUAAUUUCCAACAGCUUAUUGAUUUAAUUAACAACUGGACUGUCAGUUUAGAAAAUCAAGAAAAACAAUUUCUUAACCAAGCAAAUGAAAUAACUGUUUGGGAUAAUAUGUUAACAAACCAAUCUACUAAAUUGGUAAAACUGUACGAUAUUCUGGAGCAAAAAGAAAAAGAACAAGUAGAUAUUGAAAAUGAACUAGACUUCUUGUUAUCCCAACAAAAAGAACUUGAAGAUUGUUUAGUUCCACUGGAACAAGAAUUACAAUCUGCUGAAGUAUUAAGUAGCUUGAACAACGAAAGAGAACCAAUAUAUAAAGCUGCUCAAGAAAUCGAUAACCAAGUAAAACAAAUGUCAGGAGAUAUUAAAGAAAUAGUAAAUAAUUUAAAUAAAGCCAAUUCAAAGAAAGAUUCUGAUGAUGAUCUGGAUACUAUUUGUCGAAUAUUAAACUGCCAUAUGACAGCAUUACAGUACAUUGAGCAUAAUGCAGAAAAUCUAAGUUCCAUGGUUUCCGAAGUGAAUGAAGAACAUUCUCGUUUUUUAACAGCUGCUAAUGAUAAUUCUUUUAUGUCCUCUUUUAGGAAAUAAAAAAUAUUACAAAAUUAAUAUUUACACAUUAUAAUAAAGUGUUGAAAUUGGUACUUUUUGAUAUUUUAAAU